This is a messenger RNA of Adineta ricciae, 1443 nucleotides long. The record is from the annotation of a GenBank genome assembly. NCBI's taxonomy places the organism in Eukaryota, Metazoa, Rotifera, Eurotatoria, Adinetida, Adinetidae.
AUGGAUGCAAUUCACAUCAUAAUGGCAACAUCAGCAUCGGCCAAUCCUCAUAAUAUUCCAAAUGAACGGAUUGAAAAUAUUGUGAGAAAGAGAAAAAUAUCGGCAAUUACAUUUCUAAUUUUCGGAAUUCUCCUGAUCGUCGCCGGAUCGCUAUUAGCCUCAUUCGAAAGUCAACGAUUUUCAGUGUCGUUUAUUGUUUUCGGUAUCAUUGGAAUCGUAUUCGCUUUUAUGUAUUGGAUAUCAGCAGAGAAAAUUCUCAUUGCAGCAAGAAAAUAUAAUACAGAUAGAAUGAGAGAAAUACAAUUACAAGCUCAAAAUCCCAGUGUUUUUCUGUUCCAAAAUGCAGAUAAUAGAAAUCUUGCACAAACAACGCGUACUGGUUUACCAAGUUAUGAACAAAGUGUCUCACCUCACGCCGAAAUCCCACCUCCCUAUGAGGAAGCAAUCAAAGCCAAACCUUCUGAUCAAGAAUCUAGUCAAUUAUCUUCAUCACCAAUCCCAAUUCGCUCCAUAUCAUUAUCAGUUGAUCAAGCUGCAAAUGUCUCUUCUACACCAAAAAUGAAAAGACAUGUCAGCAGUUCACCAGAACAACCACAAUUACUUUGGCUAAGGCACUUUUUCGCUGGUGUCUGCGCCGGUGGUGUUGGUCGAACAUGCACAGCGCCGAUCGAUCGCCUACGAACUUUCUUCCAAGUUUAUGGACUGGAUUCACACGGGCGAAUGACAAUCAAAGAUACGUUUAUUUUGAUGAUUAGGGAAGGUGGUGUUCGGUCAUUGUGGCGCGGAAACUUAAUGAAUGUGAUUAAAGUUUCACCCGAAACUGGACUAAGAUUAAUGUCAUACGAAACAUUCAAACGAUUACUCGGACAAACGACAACACACGAAAUCGAUGUUUUUCAAAAAUUUCUCUGUGGAUCAGCAGCUGGUUUCACUGCUAGUGCAUUGAUAUAUCCGAUGAAGACAAUCAAAACGCGUUUGACUAUACGUAAAACAAAUGAAUAUAGAUCAAUUGCCGAUUGUAUUUUAAAAAUCUAUCGAGGAGAAGGUCUACGAGCGUUUUAUAAAGGCUUACUGCCAAGCGCAUUAGCUAUUCUUCCGGCGAGUGGCAUUGAUCUUGCGUUAUACGAAACGUUAAAGCGACGUUUAGAAGCUUAUCAUGAACAUCCGACAAAUCCGAUCGAAAAACUCAUCAUUGGUAAUGUAUCAAAUGGCAUUAGUCAAUUUUUUAUUUAUCCACUGCUAAACGUUCGCACGCGACUUCAAUCUAAUGUUGACCGAAGCGAUACGAUGACACAAAUCCUUAAACGUCUAUGGACACAUCAUGGAAUCCGAGGUCUUUAUAAUGGAUUUUCUUUACAUAUGUUACGUUUAGCACCAUCAAGUGGAAUAUCAUUUCUAACUUUUGAAUAUGUCAGCAAACUGUUAGGUGCAAAAGCUUUGUAG